AUGGCCUUACCUGGACAAGAGAUUCAAAACCCAAAAAACAAGAAGAGGAAGAGCAAGGGUCGCGGCAAAUCAAGGUUAGCGAAGCUUUUGAAAACAAUUGAAACAGGAGAAGGCGAGGUGUCCGCUGCUGCGGUCAAUGGCUUAUUGGGAGAGGGAAGAUCAAACACACCAAUACAGGAUGAACUUUGUAUCUACGAGGCCGGCCAAGAUGGAGAUUGGACAGACAAUGAAGUCAAAGACGAUCAUCCGUAUGUCUCUUACAAAGAAAGAACGCAACGUGAGCAAGCGCAGUGGACAAAAGCUCUUCCAAGUAUGUUUAUCGAAUUCAUGAAGUGCUCAAAGAAAACAUACCAGUGGGGGGAUGAAACCAUUUGGAACCAGGAUUGGAAGACCGCUUGCCAAUGCACAGAUGUGAGGGAACGGUCGGUCGAUGUCGUUGAUAUCACAAGUAAGAAGUUCAUUUUCAUGUAG
Molecule: messenger RNA, 471 nt
Organism: Melampsora larici-populina 98AG31
Lineage: Eukaryota; Fungi; Basidiomycota; Pucciniomycetes; Pucciniales; Melampsoraceae
Exons: 1
Coding region: 1-471 (156 amino acids)
Source: RefSeq, a predicted model, not a curated record